AUCCGGUUUCCGGAGUCUCUUUUUGUGACCGGGUCUCAGCGGUGCAGAGGUGGCGGUGGCUAUGAGGCAGAAGCACUACCUUGAGGCUGCGGCGCGGAAACUACAGGAUAGCUGCCCGGGCCAGGCCCGCUAUCUCCUCUGGGCCUACAGUUCGUCACACGAUGAUAAAAGCACUUUUGAAGGAACAUGUCCAUACUGUUUCCAGUUGCUGGUUCAGGAUAAGUCUCGAGUACGUCUCAAACCCAAACCCAAAUUGACACCCAAAAUACAGAAACUUCUUAAUCGAGAAGCAAGAAAUUAUACACUCAGUUUUAAAGAAGCAAAAAUUUUGAAAAAGUACAAAGACUCCACAAGUGUAUUGUUGAUUACUUGUAAAACAUGCAACAGAACAGUUAAACAUCAUGGUAAAAGUAGAAGCUUUCUAUCAACAUUGAAGAGCAAUCCUACCACUCCUGCGAGUAAACUCAGCCUAAAGACCCCAGAGAGAAAGACUCUAAGUUCUGCAAAACUAAAUCAUGAUAUGUCUGGUUCCAAAGCCAAGAGCCCAGCAUUGAUUUUCAGAACAGCUAAAUCUGGACAGUCAACACCCAUUUGCUCCUCAAAGAAUGUGAGCAAAACAAAGAAACACUUCUCUCAACUAAAAAUGUUGCUUAGUCAGAGUGAAUCUGAAAAGAAUCCAAAGGUGGACUUCAGAAAUUUCUUGUCUUCUUUGUAAAGGAUGGACUAUGAAAAUAAGAAAUGUUUAAUGUAAUUUCUGAAACUAAAGUUAGUCAGAAAACCUACUUUUUAAAGAACUUAUUUAUUCUUAAAAUACAUGGAAACUAGGGUUCAAGAGCAAACUUUUCUUGGCAUUCUUCAGUGUUUAUGGAGAAAAUACCUCAUUAGAAUGAAAAACUGAAACCUGCCUACCUCACCAGGUGAUUGUGAGGAUCAAAAAUAUAUGAAAGGUCCUUGUAAGUAGUAAAGAUAUAUAUGGAAUUGAGUGGUUAUAUUAUUAUUUUCUCCUCUUUUAAGUUUUCAUUAUGUCAUUUUCUUUCAUAAGGAAAUUGAGAUCUUUAUGAGAGGUGUGCUUACUCCUUUCUAGGUGUCUGUAACCUUAUUGAUAAUUCAGAAAAACAAUAAAGUAUAUUUCAC
Molecule: messenger RNA, 1134 nt
Organism: Delphinapterus leucas (beluga whale)
Lineage: Eukaryota; Metazoa; Chordata; Mammalia; Artiodactyla; Monodontidae
Gene: RMP24
Product: ribonuclease MRP subunit p24
Source: RefSeq, a predicted model, not a curated record